AUGCCUUCCUAUGCUAAAUUCAUGAAGGAGCUAUUAUCUAAGAAAAAAAAGCUUAAGAAUGAUAAAACGGUCCCUUUGAUUGAAGAAUGCAGUGCUAUUUUACAAAGGAAACUCCCUCAAAAAUUAAAAGAUCUUGGUUCUUUUAACAUUUCAUGUACUAUUGGAAAUUGCACUGUGGGGAAAGCUUUAUGUGAUCUUGGGGCCUGCAUCAAUCUCAUGUCUCUUGCUAUGAUGAAGAGACUUGGAAUAGAAGAAGUCAAGCCUAUUAGCAUAACCUUACAACUUGCGGACAGAUCUUACACAUAUCCCUAUGGUGUUGUUGAGAAUUUGCUAGUUAAGAUUGACAAAUUUAUUUUUCCUGCAAAUUUUGUAAUUUUGGACAUAGAAGUGGAUGCCAACAUUCCUUUAAUUUUGGGUAGACCAUUCUUAGCUACAGGGAGAGCUUUAAUUGAUGUUCAAAAGGGAGAACUUAUGUUGAAAGUGCAGGAUGAAAAGGUUAUUUUUAAUGUAUUUGAGGCACUCAAACAUCCCAAUGAUGAUGUUACUUGUAUGAGGGUUUCUGUGGUGGCAACCAUGUGA
This is a messenger RNA of Abrus precatorius (Indian licorice), 579 nucleotides long. RefSeq lists its product as uncharacterized. The coding region runs from base 1 to 579 and encodes 192 amino acids. The transcript has a single exon. The record is from RefSeq and is a predicted model, not a curated record. Lineage: Eukaryota; Viridiplantae; Streptophyta; Magnoliopsida; Fabales; Fabaceae.